Molecule: messenger RNA, 1104 nt
Organism: Melopsittacus undulatus (budgerigar)
Lineage: Eukaryota; Metazoa; Chordata; Aves; Psittaciformes; Psittaculidae
Product: wiskott-Aldrich syndrome protein-like
Exons: 9
Coding region: 21-1073 (350 amino acids)
Biological process (GO): actin filament organization
Molecular function (GO): actin binding
Source: RefSeq, a predicted model, not a curated record
AGCAGGAGCUGCAGGGGGGGAUGGGCUACACCGCCCGCACCCCCUUCUUCCACACCUUCACCUCCCACGAGGGCCAGGCGGGGCUGAACUUCGCUGACGAGGGGGAAGCGGCCACGUUUGAAGCCCUGGUCCAGGAGCGACUGCGCAGGCGCCAGCAGCGGGCAGAGAAGCGGCAGCUCCCACCUCUGCCCCCCCUCCGGGAUGGUGACUCCGGAGGGCACAAUGGGUCCUGUGGGGUGCGCACCCCCGGGGAUGGCAGUGCCCCUCUGCUGCAAGCGGUGCCCAUCAGCAACCCUGACAUCACCGCAUCCCGCUACCGGGGGCUGCCCAGCCCCACAGACGGACCCAUAGCGAGUUCCAGUGCCGGGGAGCAGAAGAAAAGCCGCAAGAAGAUCUCCAAGGCCGACAUCGGAGCCCCGUCCGGCUUCAGGCACGUCGGUCACAUCGGCUGGGACCCCAGCAAUGGCUUUGAUGUGGCGGCGCUGGACCCGGCUCUCCGGGCGCUCUUCAGCCGGGCCGGGAUCACGGAGGCGCAGCUGGCGGAUGCUGAGACCGCCCGUGUCAUCCAAGCCUUCAUCACCGAGCGGGGCGGGCUGCAGGCGGUGCGGGAGGAGCUGCAGCGCCAGGGCCCCCCCCUGCAGCAGAGCCGUGGGGCUGCCCCUCCUCCUCCUCCCCUCCCGCCCUGCCCCUCCCGCAGCCGCACGGGGCCCCUCGCUGGCCCCGCCCCUCCUGUCGUGGCUCCGCCCUCCAGACCCGUGGCUCCGCCCCCUGGGCGUGGCCCCGCCCCCCCGGGGGCCACCGCGGCUCCGCCUCCUCCUCCCCCGCCCCCUCCGCCGCCCACCUCUGGGGGGGGCCCUGUCCCCCCCCGGGGAAGGGGGGCGCUGCUGGACCAGAUCCGCCAAGGGGUGACCCUGAACAAGACCCCCGAGAGCAGCAGCAGCGGCUCCAGCGCGGGGGGGCUCGUGGGGGCCCUCAUGGACGUGAUGCAGAAGCGCAGCAGAGCCAUCCACUCCUCGGAUGAGGGUGAAGGACUCGAGGAGGAGGAGGAGGAGGAAGAUGAAUGGGAUGAGUGAACAUCCCCAGCCCCACAGGCGCAGACUGAGC